AUGUCUUACAAUGGCUCGUACCUCUCGUCCCCUGACACGCCAUCCACUGUCUUCCCCGAGCGACUUAUUCGACCUCUUCCUCGACGAUCCCUCAAAUCUCGUCUGUCUCAAGAGGCCGUGGAGGCCAUUACAUAUCCUCCAACCCUGCCUUCGACAAGCCUCCCCACUUACACACACUAUGGUGAGAACGGCGAGUUUAUGAAUCAGAGUAAGGUGAUACUGUCAAACCACAGCGAUGGCUACGACCAUGACCACCACCAUGACCACUACGAUGACGAUCAUGACCAUGACCAUUGCCCGCACCACCACCAUCACCAUCACCACCAUCACUGCCAUCAUGAUGAAGAUGAUGACGAACUAGACUCUGGUGAUGACUCGUUGGGUCCUGUUCGCCACUCAACCUCAUAUCGCAGUUCUCCAAAUUCUCCCAGAUCUUCAAGAGCGACAAAGUAUGGCACUAAAAAUGCUGGGUCUGGUCCAGAUGGCUACGAAGCCUUUGAAAACACGAACAAUAAAAAGAAACGGAAAAUCCCGACAUCUGGAAGUCUGAGCUUGCAUCACUCAUCUUUAACAAACGACCUUGCACACUUGGGCAUCAACGGAGGGAAGAACGGAGCAUCUGAUGAUGCAUAUUAUGCCUCAACUCACUCUGGGAGUGCUUCUGGCCUCGGUGUACAAGGCGCUGGCAGGGGCCGGAACAGUAGAAAACUACCAGGUCGAAAUCCCUUGGGCGUAUCAGUUAAUGGCACGAAUGUUCGCACUGGAUCGUCUAAGUAUGACCAGAACAUGAGCACCAAUGCCAGGGCUGAAGAAUCGAAAGACCAAGGGAUCAUUUCUGCCGCCAUCGCCAAUGCCACAGCCCUUCUCCGCAAACCUCUAAGCAAAGGUCAGGAGAAUGUCGGGGUGUUGGAUCAACAAGCCAAACCUGCCCCUACGAACUCACAAUUCACCUUUACUUGUGAGACCGAGGCAAAGGGAGUUACCUUCCCCGAACAAAGUCUCUAUUCGCCAGGAUAUAAUCAGCGAGCCAACAAUCUUGCACACACUUCACAAACUGUCGCCAAUCAAAAGCACUCGACACAAACCACCCAAACGGGUCCCAAUAUUGCUUCUCAGAGUGGACAGCAAGCCGGCACAGCAGCUCCCGCGGCAGGCAACAGUAAUGCGCAAGGCAAGAAGCCUCGAAGGCGAAGAGGGGAUGUGUAUGCUCUUGCAGCUCGGCAAAGGAAGCUUCAGCAGGAGUACAACAAUCUUCAACACCCUCCAGCCCCCGAAGACAUCUGGAUUUGUGAGUUCUGCGAAUAUGAAAGUAUUUUUGGUCAGCCACCACAUGCUUUGAUUCGACAGUAUGAAAUCAAGGAUCGGAAGGAACGUCGUCGACUGGCAGAAAAAAGGAGAUUGCUAGAGAAAGCUAAGUUGAAGGGAAGAAAGGGCAAGAAGCAGAGCAAGAAUGCCACCAAGGCCGCAACACAAGCGGCUCCAGUUCAUCAACCAGCGCACGACAGUCAAUAUAUGGAUCAGUUGGGAGAUGAUGAGUUGGACUAUGGUUAUGACGACGACCCGAUCCCGAUGCCUGCUCCACCUACACAAACAUCUGGAAAGCAGCAGCCGAUGCCAGGCACUUACAAUACCACCGCCGGCAAAACAGCAGGCGGAGGGCCUGGAGGCGGAGCGGUACGAUGA
Molecule: messenger RNA, 1683 nt
Organism: Exophiala aquamarina CBS 119918
Lineage: Eukaryota; Fungi; Ascomycota; Eurotiomycetes; Chaetothyriales; Herpotrichiellaceae
Exons: 3
Coding region: 1-1683 (560 amino acids)
Source: RefSeq, a predicted model, not a curated record